CUCCUAACGUUGGCGGUACUGUGUUUUGACAAGCCACCUCAUCGUUUAGGCAAAGCUUCAACAUAUUUAUGAAAUUAAUGCGAAAGUUUGCAAAGAAAUUGUAUUUGAUUAAACAUAGUAAGGUUUUUAUAAAUUUACAAUAAUAUCAUGGAUGUCCGGCUCUUAUUUUUGGCACUGUUCAUGCUCAUAUCAUACGGAAACUGUAUUAUGUGGAACUUGCAGCCAAACACACAGAAAUGUUUAAAAGAAGAAUUGCAGCAGAAUGUGCCAGUUAUUGGUGAAUUUGAAGUAUCUGAAGUACCCGGCCAGAGAAUAGAUUAUGUGGUAACAGAUUCAAAAGGACACAUAUUAGCUCAGAGACAAGACAUUAGCAAAGGAAAGUUUUCGUUCAAUACGGAAAACUAUGAUACAUACGAAAUAUGUUUUGUGUCUCAUGUGCCACCAAAUCAACGAGGAGUCUCACAAGAAGUUUCAUUGGUGACAAAACAUGGAGUCGAAACUAAAAAUUAUGAUACUUAUGGUGAGGCAGCACAAUUGAAACCAAUAGAGAAAGAACUCAAAAGGCUUGAAGAUUUAUCGAGUGCAAUUGUUCAAGAUUUUGCGUUUAUGAGGAAACGUGAAGAAGAAAUGAGAGAUACAAACGAGUCCACCAACACAAGAGUACUUUACUUCUCCAUUUUAUCAAUGCUUUGUUUAUUGGGACUGGCAACCUGGCAAGUAUUGUAUCUUAGAAGAUACUUCAAAGCAAAGAAGCUCAUUGAAUAAACAUGAUAUAAUCACUUUCUCAUUUUUGCCAACUUAAUUGUUUUUGUUUAUAGCGUUUAAUAAGUGUUUAUUUCUUUUUGUUCUAAAUAAAUUAUUGAACUGAAUCCUUUUGUAAAAAAGAGUAAAUCAAUAAAAAUAUAUAAUUUGUAA
Aethina tumida (small hive beetle) is the source of this 915-nucleotide messenger RNA. It is a transcript of the gene bai, whose product is annotated as transmembrane emp24 domain-containing protein bai. The transcript has 5 exons. Bases 148 to 765 code for a protein of 205 amino acids. Gene Ontology annotation, cellular component: Golgi apparatus; endoplasmic reticulum-Golgi intermediate compartment; COPII-coated ER to Golgi transport vesicle. The record is from RefSeq and is a predicted model, not a curated record. Lineage: Eukaryota; Metazoa; Arthropoda; Insecta; Coleoptera; Nitidulidae. Gene Ontology annotation, biological process: Golgi organization; intracellular protein transport; endoplasmic reticulum to Golgi vesicle-mediated transport.